UUGAUGCAUUUUCCUUAAUUGGGGAAUUUACUGUGGUAUUAACUAUUAAGUACAAGCUCCGUCUGUAAGCAUUCAUCAUCAGUAUCCCUUAUUUUUAGUAGGAUUAAGAAUGCUGAGGAUGUCUUUAUCUUUUUUCUCUCAAGUUUUAAAAUCCUGUUGCCUGAAAUAGUGAAGUAUACUUAUCAGUUUAUAACACAACUAGAGGAAAUGUGGGAACAUCAUUUUGGAGAAGUUCAGCAAGGUUAACCAACUUGGUAGUGUAAAGAAUAACAUUGUUGGCAAAAAGUAGUAGUUCACUUGAAAUUAACAGUAUGUUUUAAUGUCAUUAGCUUCCAUGUUUUAAUUCAUCACAUGGAAACUGGAAUUAGAGAUCAAUUGAUGAACUUUUAGCUUAUGACAUGGCACAAAAGCAAAAAGUUUUUACUAUCAGGAGCUAAGAAAGUCCACCUGUGACAUCCCUAAAACUCUCUUUUAUUACAAUGUGGAUUCAAAGUCAUACAAAUAUGAGGACUUUCUUGCAAAACUAAAUCAAUGCCACACAGGAUAGAUACAGAACUGAAAUACUUCAAUUGAUCAAGUCAGUAACAUAAGUUUGAUAGUAGGAGAUGAAUCUGAUAGGUACACGGGUUAGCUAGUUAGUAUUAGAUUUUAUUAUUAGUAUCUUUUAUCCAGUCAGCAUUAUAUUUUAUAUUUUAUUAGGUUUAGCAUAAUUAGAGAGUGAGUAUAAAUAAGUGAGUUAGAGAGACUAUUGAGUAUCUUGGUAUUCACUUUGGAAUUAGGGUUUAGAGAGCGUUGGGUCUCUCUGGUUCUAGGGAGGGUGUUUGGGAUCCCUUUCCUUGUAUCUUUCCCCCAAUUCCUAUUUGGGAAUUAGGGUUUUACCAUUGAAUAAUAUCAGAUUUGGCUGGGUUCUAUCAGAAUCAUUUCAUGAAAGAAAAAGCCCAAAAGACAACCGCGAGGUACGAACAAAUAGUCCUAAACUAGUCAUGGAAAAAUAUAAACAUAAAUGCAUGGGGGUAUGAUACAACUUGUUCAGAACUAAGAAGAAUGAAUGCAUCUUGUAUGGAGAAUUCUAGCUAGAAAGUCAGUAUUGCCCAAUGUUGACAAACUGACCCUCUACAUUGGUCCUGGUCCCUCCUUUACCUCAACUAACUUCUCUAGAUCUCAUGUUUUCUACAAAUGGCUUAUAAAUAUCCAAUACAAAAUGUGAUCUCCUUAACUAACUUCUAACAGCACAAACUAACUCUCACUCUGUUAAUAUUAUUCUGUUACUCCUAACUAGCUAUACCUAUCAAUACGCCCCUUUAAACUUUCGCCUCGUCGUCAAAGCUGAACAACAUGGAUAAACUGAAAAGAAGAAUGCCAACAUGGUCUGUGUUACGCAUAUAAAUAGGGAUUGGCCUUGUAAUUGAGAUAUGUUGAAUAUUGUUGAGAUAAUGAAACCCCUUCUAUCCCUUUGUUCUCUCUUCUCUGUCCCUAUUCCCUCUCUUCUCCCUCUCUGAGAUUCUGGUUGUAUCAUUGGUAUCAGAGCAUCGAUCCGGUGCACCUGAACCAGAAAAUCAAAAAGAAAAAAAUGGAUGCAGAUUGGUGGAAAGCCCUCGACAGGCUUGAUGAAUCCCUGAAGCGUUCCCAUGAAGCAGCUCGCCUACGUGAAGAAGUUCGCCGGCGAGAAGAAGCGGCAGCGGCGUAUGAGCGGCACGUGGCCGAAUACGAGCAGUACAUGGCGGCAUACGAGCGGUACGAAGCCAAAGCGGCAGCGGUCGCUGAACAUGAAGCCGCGGCGGAGCGCGAGGCUAUGGCCGCAGAGGAGCAAGAAGCGGCAGCGGCGGUAGAACGAGAAGUGGAAGCAGAACGAGAGCGUGCUACGGCUGAGGCUGAAGAAGAUGCAGCGGAGAAGUACGAACAAUCGGCGACGGUCACCGUCUUCUUCGGUUCUUCAAAGGCGUUUUCGUUUGGGUUCUUGAACAAAUCCAGCGUUCUUCCCAAAAUCAACGCCGUUCUUCCUCAAUUCAAUGUCGUUCUACCCCAAUUUCAUGAUUUAGGGCUCGAAAUCGUUUUCCCCCAAAUCAGCGAUUUAAGGUUUGCGGUUUCGCCCAAAAUUGGGAACUCUGUGCUCAGCGGCGAUGUUCUUGGUGAUUGUGGUGGUGAUUCAGCGAUUGACGGAGCAGGAAGGCCUCCACGGAAGCCUCCAGAUUCGGAAAGUGAAGAAAGUAGGUAAAGAGCAUAGAGACUUGUUGCUUCCGCUUAUGCUGGAUUCACCGAAUCAUUGGCUUUGUCUUCUUCAGUGAGAAAUAGAAGACAAAUGUCCAGAUUUGCAACAAACAGUUGCAAUUUGUGAGCUCUGGUUACACACUACUUGUUGGCUCCAUACUCCGGUGAAUGGAACAGUGCAGGGGGUCACCAUACCUUAGACAUGUUGGGUGACCCUUUAUUUAUAAGCGAUGUUGCUACCUUGGCUGUUUCUCCCCCUAUUUGGGAUGUUUGAGAUAUUCGGGGAGCUAUUCUUGGACGAUCUGGAUUCUCCCUUAUCUCUUUGCCUCGGGAUAUAGUCUAUUGAACUUGGGCCAAUUCGGCCUACACUUUUGCUCGAGCUAGGAGUGGCUGGGCCUGGCUGGGAUCUGGGCCCAAGAGUUUGGCUUGUAACAAGUUUCAUGUCUGCAAGGGGAUAUAAAUUACCAAAAGGUGGGGGCGAAGCUACCUCGAGGUGUGUUGCUGGUAGGUCCUCCUGGAACUGGGAAGACGUUACUUGCACGUGCGGUGGCAGGGGAAGCAG
Molecule: messenger RNA, 2770 nt
Organism: Lotus japonicus
Lineage: Eukaryota; Viridiplantae; Streptophyta; Magnoliopsida; Fabales; Fabaceae
Exons: 2
Coding region: 1571-2215 (214 amino acids)
Source: RefSeq, a predicted model, not a curated record